UAUAAUCUAACUACCAAGAUGGCUGCUAUCAAAUCAAAACAAAUGCAUGACCCAUUUUCCAAUUCAGCCCCAGGUGCAGAACCUCUGGCCUCGGAUACUACUGAUCUAUUAUCAAACAGGGCUGAAAUAUUCCGUUCCAAACUGAUUGAGGAUUUUCAUUUGUUGGACAGUAUCAACGAUAAGGGACAUCUAGAAGCUCCAAAGUACUAUUCAAAUGAAAUUUCGGAAGAUUCAACUGCUAUGAACAAAAUGCUCAAAGAAGGGCCGCAUAGCCUAGUCAAGUUUAUCGUAUAUAAUACUAAAGACAAGGUCGGCUUGACUCAAUCAGAUCGUCGAGCAAACAGAGUGAAAAACAAAAACGCAAGAAUAAUUCGUCCCGAAAUAUUUGCCCAUAGAAUUUUACAGACAACGAUGUUUAGAAACAUGAUGCUGGUUCUAAUCCUUUUAAACUCAGUUAUUCUUGGUAUUCAGGCUGAAGUUAAAGAUUUGGCUUCAGAAGGUGCUAUCGGAACUUUCAAACUUAUGAUGAAUAUCAUCGAUUACGUCACUUUGUUUGUAUUUGUUAUCGAAAUAGUCUUAAAAUGGAUAGACGACUUUUGGGACUUCUGGAAAAGUGGAUGGAAUAUAUUUGACUUUAUCGUGACAUUUCUCUCUUUCCUCCCUGAAAUAAUUAAGUUUUCCAAAACACCAGGAAGCGAUACGGACGGCAUUGCUGUCAUUGCUGAGAAUCUGAGAGUAUUUCGUAUUCUUAGAUCUUUGAAAAUGGUCAAUCGAUUCCGUCAAGUUCGACUGAUUGCGUUAGCUGUGGCGAAAGCAUUUCAGGCGAUGGCGUCCAUUACGAUUCUCCUUCUCACCUUCGCGUACAUCUUUGCCAUUGGAGGAGUGAUAUUCUUCGAUCAAUACACACACAGCAACCGCGAUGAUCUUGAAUAUAAGCAGAGUUUUAGCACAAUACCCCAUUGUUUGAUCACGUUAUUCCAGCUACUGACUCUUGACCAUUGGUACGAUAUCAUGUCUGAUAUUACAAAAGUAGCCGACCCAGCAUUCUCCGCGUUCUACAUUAUUGUUUGGAUUUGUAUUGGCUCGUUCAUCUUCAGAAACAUCUUCGUCGGCAUAAUGGUGAACAACUUUCAAAGUAUAAGAAACGAUCUCGUGCAAGAAGUCAAAGAAUUAGAAAAUGUAAAACAAGAUGUCAUGAAGAUGGAAAAAUUCAACGAAGUACUGAAUAAACAAGCCGACAGGAGACAGAGUAACACCAUAUCGGGGCAUGUUUUGGACAUCCGCCAAAGCUCCAUGUUACAAUUGCAACCCAUGCCCUACUCUUCGAUCAGUCUAGGAUUACCAGGAAUGAAUGUAAUACCUACAGAACAAUCGCGUCACUCGAUGACUAUAAACGACAGGGCAGCUCUGAUGCUACAGAGUUCCCAACACUUAAAUGUAGCCCCCAGUGGAGUGAUAGACAUUGACACAAAUGAACUGACAAGAGCUGUAAGUGAACAAGUGAUACAAGAGGCCCAAGACGGCAUGACCUGGCAAGAGGUCGUAGAAGAUAAUAUGACUACGAUUGCAAAGAAAACAGCCCCAACUAUUUGGCCUCGUGAUACGCUAUUUAGAUACUUCUUACUCAUGGAAGCCCUACAAGAAAAUCUCCAGGAGCGAUCGCUCAUGCUAGAUAUACUUUCGAAAUCAAUCGCCAGUUUCCAUGAUACAUAAUAACUCACAUAUAACCGGGAAGAGUCCAGCUCUGUGUGGCUAAAAUGAUAAAACGAUAAUUAGACUCGUAAAUUUGACAUUAUUAUGAAGUUUUAAGAUCAUCUGAGGAGUUGAAGUAAACCAUGUCUGAUAACUUGAACAGAUUUUACUUAUAAAGAUAUAUCACCGACCGAAACGAAUUUUAAUGUACUAGUACAAGAAUAAUCAUUCUUGUUGGCGUAUUUCAUUCAUUUUUUGGCGAGGAGCAAUGAGAAAAUACCAACAAUCAAAAUAAUUAAAACUAUGGUCUUCGAUUACCGUUUUUGAUCUUCACAUUUGUUAAAAUACCAUCCAAGUUAUAUAUUAGUCAAAUGUAUUGCGGGUUAUGGUAAUGAUAUUUUUCAUAUUUGGGAUUAUAUAAAAAGAAAUCGAAUAGAAACAAUAAAGAAGGAGAGCUGACAAGGACGAAUGAUUUUUCUAUCUUUCAGAUUAUUACUUCAUUUCUUAUGAAUUCAUUUCGUAUCUUAUCGUGUGAGGUCGAUUUAGAUCUGAAAUUGCAAAACUGCUCUACAUGCCAUAAAUCAUAAAUAUAAAGAUAACUCGCUUCUCUGGAUUCUUUGUCAUCUUUAUGAUAGCUCUGUUUCAAAGAAAGUUAACCAAUACAGAGAAACAGCCGACUUCUGAUGCUAUUAUUACAACAUUUAGACUGGAAUACACAAUUAUUAAUGUUAUUUAUAUUGCUGAACAUGGGCUCAUCACUUCCUUAAGUGGCAUUCAUUUUUACAGGCGUUCGUUCAAUUCACUAUUUACGAGAGUUACGUUUUCAUUGUCG
Owenia fusiformis is the source of this 2524-nucleotide messenger RNA. The record is from the annotation of a GenBank genome assembly. NCBI's taxonomy places the organism in Eukaryota, Metazoa, Annelida, Polychaeta, Sabellida, Oweniidae.